Neoarius graeffei (lesser salmon catfish) is the source of this 4599-nucleotide messenger RNA. RefSeq names its product ABR activator of RhoGEF and GTPase (gene abr). The record is from RefSeq and is a predicted model, not a curated record. The transcript has 23 exons. Lineage: Eukaryota; Metazoa; Chordata; Actinopteri; Siluriformes; Ariidae. Gene Ontology annotation, molecular function: guanyl-nucleotide exchange factor activity; protein serine/threonine kinase activity; GTPase activator activity. Gene Ontology annotation, cellular component: membrane. Gene Ontology annotation, biological process: protein phosphorylation; intracellular signal transduction; positive regulation of GTPase activity. Bases 150 to 3416 code for a protein of 1088 amino acids.
UUUUUUUUCUUCUUCUCAAACAGAUCCGUCGUGCACGGCAGGAAGCGCACGUGCUGAGGGUAAAGAAGAAGAAAAAAAAAAUAUGAGCAACAGAAUACAGUAAUCUCAACGCUGUUUCUGUGGACUUUUAAAGAAGAAAAAGGGAAAGAAUGUGGGAACAGGAGGAGUUUGAAAAGCACUGGAGGAAUGAGUUUCCGGACGGCGAGGUGCCCAGGAUGAACCUGUGCUCCGUGGAGGACAUCGAGAGCGAGCUGGAGCGCUGCAAAGCGCGCCUGAAGAACCUGCAGCAGGAGCUCGCUAUGGAGAAGUUCAAGGUGAUUUAUUUGCAGACCACCAUCGCGCAGAAGAGGAAAAGUUACGACACGGAGAGGUGGGGGAGCAAGGAGCAGGACGGCCCGAAACCUGAGAAGACGGACCGGGAAAGCGUGCGAGCUCCUCCGGGGAUCAGGCUGCACGCUGUCGGGAGCGAGAGCGGGGAAGAGCCGAGCGGCGGGCCGCUGCUCAGAGGAAGCAAGACCGGGAAACCCAUCCUGCUUCCUCCGCCGAGAAAGGUGGUGAAAGGGAACGCUUCAGGUUCCUCACACGCCCAGGAUGAAUGCGACCGAAGCAGACGCGACUCGGAGCGCGACAGCGACAGAGAUUACGACGACGCCGAGCUCAAUGACAACUUCGUGCGGAAGAACCUGAUCGAGCCCCGGGCGCGGGACAGCCGCAACGCGUCGCUCAGACCCUUCAGGUUUAGCAGGGAUUUUGAUUCCGGGGAUGACGGGAGAUUAUCGCCUUCGGUCCCGCUGCGAGGGAGUUUGGGGUCGGGCCGCAGCACCCCGGAGCGCCGCAGUGACGGCUACCUGAGCUCCGAGCAUGAGGACUCGUCCUCCGUGGAUUUUAACUAUAACACAGACGGUUAUGAGGGAGACGGAGCGGAGGACAGGAAGUCCCAUGAUGGCUCAGAGACCAUGCCCUUCAUCGACGAGUCUCCCACGAUGUCCCCGCAGCUGUGUGUCCGGCCUGAUGGAGACGCCGUGUCCCCUAUACCACCGGAGGGCCUACUUCCUGGGGGCGACACAGAGAAGGGUCUGGAGAUGAAGAAGCUGGUACUUUCUGGGUUCCUGGCCAGUGAGGAGAUCUACAUCAACCAGCUCGAUGCUCUGCUGCUGCCGAUGCGUCCUUUGAAGGCCACGGCCACCACGUCCAAGCCUGUGCUAACGAUGGAGCAGAUCGAAACCAUCUUCUACAAGAUCCAAGAUAUCUACGAGAUCCAUAAGGAGUUUUACGAUGCCCUUUUCCCCAACAUUCAGCAGUGGGACGAUAAGGUCACAGUCGGGCACCUCUUCCAGAAGCUGGCCAGCCAGCUUGGUGUGUACAAAGCCUUCGUGGACAACUACAAAAUGGCCGUGGAGACGGUGGAGAAAUGCAGCCAGUCCAACUCCCAGUUCCAGAAGAUCUCAGAAAACGUCAAAGUCAAGGGACCAAAAGAAUCUAAAGACUGCACCACCAUUGUCAGCAUGGAGGCACUCCUGUAUAAACCCAUCGACCGUGUAACACGCAGCACCCUUGUUCUUCAUGAUCUGCUCAAACACACUCCGAAAGAGCACCCGGAUUUCGGUCUGCUGCAGGACGCUCUCCGAAUCUCCCAGAACUUCCUGUCCAGCAUCAACGAGGAGAUCGACCCGCGCCGCACCGCCGUCACGACCCCCAAGGGAGAGUACAUGUAUGUGUGGCAGGCUCGUCAGCUGGUGAAGGACGGCUUCCUGGUGGAGGUGUCUGAAGGCACCCGUAAACUCCGCCAUGUUUUUCUCUUCACUGACUUGCUCCUGUGUGCCAAGAUGAAGAAGACUGCAGUGGGGAGGCAUCAGCAGUACGAGUGUAAAUGGUACAUCCCGCUGGCUGAUCUCACCUUCCAGACGCUGGAUGACUCCGACUCCUGUACACACGUUCAGACACUUUCCGAGCACGAGAUCGAGGAGAUGAAGAUCAAGAUCUCGGUCAUCAAGAAUGAGAUCCAGAAAGAGAAGAAAGCUCAGAAAAGCCAGAGCCGCAACGUGGACCGCUUGAGGAAGAAGAUGAACGAGCAGGAGUCGUGUCUGCUGAUAAACUCUCCCACAAUCCCUUUCCGCAUUCACAACAAAAACGGCAAGAGCUACUCGUUCCUGCUUUCCUCAGACUAUGAGAGGUCAGAAUGGAGGGAGAGCAUUCAGAAGCUCCAGAAGAAAGAUCUCCAGUCUUGUGUGUUGAGCUCACUGGAGCUCCAGGUCCUCACCAGCUCCUGCUUCAAGCUGCGCACCGUCCAUAACAUCCCUGUCACAACUAAUAAAGAUGAUGAAGAAUCUUCCGGCCUCUACGGCUUCCUGCAUGUCAUCGUCCAUUCUGCCACUGGCUUCAAAGAGUCAGCUAAUCUCUACUGCACGCUUGAAGUGGAUUCCUUUGGCUACUUCGUUAGCAAAGCCAAGACCCGUGUGUUCCGGGACACCACCGAGCCACACUGGAACGAGGAGUUCGAGAUUGAGCUGGAGGGCUCACAGUGCCUGCGCAUCCUGUGCUACGAGAAAUGCUACGACAAGUCCAAGCUCAACAAGGACGACAACGAGAUUGUAGACAAGAUCAUGGGCAAGGGGCAAGUUCAGCUGGACCCACAGACGGUACAGUCCAAGAACUGGCACGUGGACGUGAUUGAGAUGAACGGGAUUAAAGUCGAGUUCUCAAUGAAGUUUACGAGUCGGGACUUGAGCUUGAAGAGGACACCUUCGAAGAAGCAGAGCGGAGUGUUUGGAGUCAAAAUCAGCGUUGUGACGAAACGCGAGCGCUCCAAGGUGCCUUACAUCGUGCGCCAGUGUAUGGAAGAGGUGGAGAAGAGGGGGAUCGACGAGGUUGGAAUCUACCGCAUCUCCGGCGUGGCCACCGACAUUCAGGCGCUCAAAGCAGCGUUCGAUACCAACACCAAAGACAUCCUGGUGAUGUUGAGCGACAUGGACAUCAACGCCAUCGCCGGCACGCUGAAGCUGUACUUCCGAGAGCUGCCCGAGCCGCUGCUCACUGACCGCUUCUACCCAGCCUUCAUGGAGGGCAUCGCUCUGUCUGAUCCUGCAGCCAAGGAGAACUGCAUGAUGCACCUGCUGCGCUCUCUGCCCGACCCCAACCUCAUCACCUUUCUCACCUUACUGGAGCAUCUAAAGCGGGUGGCUGAGAAGGAACCGGUGAAUAAAAUGUCGCUGCACAACCUGGCCACUGUGUUCGGCCCGACGCUGCUGAGACCGUCCGAAUCCGAAAGCAACAAACCCCACAUCACACUGGCCUCCGAUAUCUGGUCCCACGAUGUCAUGGCGCAGGUCCAGGUGUUGCUCUACUACCUACAGCAUCCUCCCAUCUCCUUCGCCGAGCUGAAGAGGAACACGCUGUAUUUCUCCACGGACGUUUAACCCUCCCGACACAGACACACUUCCAUCCAUUCCCUCCAACACCACCAUCGAUUUCCUGUACAGAAUUCCACACGCGCAGAGGACACCGGACUGAGACGGCCGCCUCCUUCCUGUGCGGAGAGAGCAGCGGCCACACCUCCUCUGCCCGGGCGGAGAGCUGGAGAAGGAGGAGGAGGAGGAUGACUGAUUACCGUCUGUCAGACCACAUGCGUGUCUGUGUGUGUGUAGCUGAAGGCAUGGAGCAUGAUGGGAAGUUUGCCACCCCAGUUCAGUGACGCCGGUGCAAGAGAUGUGUUCGAACUCUGCUCUCUCUCUCUUUUUUUUUUUUUUUUUUUAUUCCGAGGCAUUACAGAAAACAUUCAUACAUACCACCACAUCUGCGUCUCCUACAUACUAUUUGUUUAAAAGCUGUUCUGGUUUUGUUUUUUGGCUUUUGCACAUGUCUGAACAGAAGUGUGUGUGUGCGCGCGCGUUUUCUCCAAGCCGAGGCUUCGAUAGGAACUCUGUACUCGGCUGGUCACAUUUUAUUCUCUGUAGAAAAACAGACAUUUCCUGACCAUUCAAAGGCCAAAAUCCUUAUUUAUUAUAAAUAAAUAGCGUCUCUACGUGUACCUGUACAGUCCAUUACAUCAUGAUGACUUAGUUUGAAGGGUUUUUUUUUUUUUUUAGUGGUAUUUUUAUUUUUGCAGACAUUUUCUUGUUUACGGGAAGUGCUGACUGAGCUGUACUGUUUAAAAAAACAAAAAUCAUAAAAAGUAAGAUAAACUUUGACCGUUAAAUCAAGCUGGUUUUGGAAUUUAAUUCAGUCUGUUCACCAUGUGAUCAUUUCCGAAACGCAGUGAUCUGUGAUUCGAUGAUGUGUGCAGUUCCUGCAUGGAUGGAUGGAUGGUAAAGGCUUUUAUUUAUCUUUCUUUCUUUUAACCCGUCUCCACGACGAUUUACAGUAGUUUUAAAAAACCAAAACCGCAGAUCUUUCUACAGUGAAGCCAGUGACGUUCUCCGAAACAGCACUGUUAGAUAUCUGAGACUCCUUGAUGAUAUUUUUUAAUACUGUAUUUUACUUUUGCUGUCAAGAUGUAAACGUAUACCACGAUUCCGAUAAGGAUUAUUGUUGUUGUGAACUUUUUUUUUUCCCUUCUGUUUUUAGUAAAAAUAAAUAAAAGUGUACAGGAAGCCCAGCGAA